This is a messenger RNA of Fukomys damarensis (Damara mole-rat), 5559 nucleotides long. RefSeq names its product beta-carotene oxygenase 1 (gene Bco1). Bases 2299 to 4062 code for a protein of 587 amino acids. Gene Ontology annotation, biological process: carotene catabolic process; retinal metabolic process. The transcript has 13 exons. Lineage: Eukaryota; Metazoa; Chordata; Mammalia; Rodentia; Bathyergidae. Gene Ontology annotation, molecular function: carotenoid dioxygenase activity; beta-carotene 15,15'-dioxygenase activity. The record is from RefSeq and is a predicted model, not a curated record.
GUUGUGUGUGAAUACCACAUUUUCUUUAUCCAGUCCUCUGUUCAUGGACAUACAGGGCAUUUCCAAGAUUUGCUACUGUGAAUCGUGCUGCUAUAAGCAUGGAUAUGCACGUGUCACUACAACGCAAUGUCCUUAACUCUUUGGCAAAGACGUCUAGAAGGGGAACAGCUGGGUUGAGCGGCAUAGUUUUAGUUUGUGAGGCGUCUCCACACCGACUUCCAUUGUCAUUGUACUAGUUUACGUUCUCACCAACAAUGUAGAAGGUCCCUUUCCCCCUGCACCCUCUCCCGUGUGUUCUUCUUUGCCCUCUUGGUAAUGGCCGUUCUUUUUGAGGUAAGACGGAAUCUCGGUGUUGUUUUAAUUUGCCAUUCUCUGGUGGCCGUCGAUGCUGAGUGUUUUUUCAUGUAUCUUUUGGCCAUUCACGCUUCGUUUGAGACGUGUCUGUUCACUUCAUUGGCCCAUUUUUUGAAUGGGUCAUUUAUUGGGGGGGGUCUGGCUUUUUUGAGUUAUUUGUAGCCUCUAGAUACUAGACCUCUGUCAGAGGAGUAGCUAGCAAAUUUUUCCGCAUCCUGUCCACCUCCACUGUUGAAAUUCUGUUUCCUCUACCGAGAGUGCUUGUCUUCCACACUUGCUCCCGUGCUCAUACUUUUCCCGGAAUGUCUCACACGUAAAGCUGUUCUCCAAAGCCUUCUCGUGUCUAAGAGGAGCUGUCACAUCUCCUCUGUCCUCAAACAAGUUUAAUCUGCUUCUGUCUUAACAGUCUAAAGGUACCAACAAGCUUUAAAAAAAAAAAGGAGUAAGAGAAGAGUAACAGAAGCUAUAAGGACUUGACUCCCGUAUUUGUCAUCAUUGUGCUUCACGGCCACUGUAGGCCAAAAUGUGUCUCGGGAAGGUCUGCUGAAGUCCGGCUCCCUGGUGCUUUGACCGGUGCGAUCCAGCUGGAUGAGGUCACCGGGAGUCGUUUUCGGGGAGGAAAGGGAAAUUGGGACACAUUGAGAGCGGAGACGCCUAGGGAAGAGCAGUGUGUGGAAGUGGGGUGUGGACGAAGCCACCUGGCGUGAGGUACUCUGCGAUGGCAGCCCGGGGCCAGCACUACGAUGCGCACAGGGACAGAGAGGCCCCUGACAGGACAGGGCUGAAAGAGAGGAACGCCUCGUCGACUAUCGAGGGGCAGGGCUGGCAGGACUAUCGCCCAGGCUAUAACCUGAAAGUCGUUUUUCUUUUUAUUGAAUUUUUGUCUAGCAUCAACAUUUGAUGGGAAGCGGAAGUUUCCAUCCCAGGCCUUAGAAGACCUUUCCUUUCCUACCGCGAAUGCCCGCUGUGGUCAGUCUGUCAGCCCUUCCUCCUGAGCAGGGCCUACGUAUAAAACCUAGGAUUUGCCUGGGCAGCUCCCUGUUAGACUUUGAGACCAUUGAGAGCAGAGUCUGCGACCUCCUGUCCUUCUAUCUCAGUGCUCAGCAGGCCAAGACUCCUCUUACACAUCGCUGCGGCGGAUUCAGCCCUUUGCUCCGUGGCGGUCCCCACCCCGGGAACCCCGGGACCCUGUCCGGCCACAUCGCCGCUGUAGGGGCAGCUGCCAACUCUGUGGGGACUUUGCCUGUCACCUUCAGCCCUGCUAUCUGUCAUACCCUUGUUAUCUGCUCAGCUUAUCACGCUGCCUAAUUAAAGGCAUCAUCUUAGAGGCUAACUUAAUUGGAAAAUUGCAAAGUAAUUUAGAUAUGAUAACAUGAUCUCCAAAAGAGAAAUAUUAACUUUGUAACAAGAGAUACAGAAUUGCAAAAUAAGGCCAUGGGGUUUUUAUAGUACGUGCAUGCGCACACACUCACACAUACACAUACCCUCACUCACACAAAACCCUUCUGUAUGAUUUCAGAUGUUAUUUCUUAACUUCACGAUUGUUUGACGGCAUAAAAGGGCAGCCGCCUCCCCUAUCCCUGCCCCAAGUUUCCCAGGUCAGAGCAUGGCACAGCCAAACCCUCCUCCCCACCGUGCGCGGUGUGACCGUGGGCCAAGGCACGACGUCGCCAAGCCUCAGAGGCCUCUCCCGUGAGAUGGGGACCACAGCGGCUUCUGUGUGAGGAGCAGAGACACCGCGGGUGCCCAGAGCAGGCACACACGCCGAGUGCCAGCUGCGUUCCUUUGUCAGCCCCAAGGCCCAGUGCACCGGUCCCCUUCAGGUCCCGGCCAAGGCACUGGCCCUCACAGGAAGCCCGCUGUGAUGUGCCUUGUCCUCCCUGUGCACCGCCACCUUGGAGGAUUCACGGUGCUUCCUCUGCUGCCACAGGGCUGUCGCCCGAGAUGUGGACCUGCUCCUGCUGGACGGGGGCUGCCACGUUUGUGGAGCAGAUGGACGGACGGACUCAUUCACACUCUGCGCUCUUUGACACCGAAGCCUGGGCGCCCCGUCUCAACCGCCUCUGUCGCUUCAGUCACGUGAAACGCCAUCCUACCAGCUCUCAGGCCGGCAGGAUUCCUCCCUGGCUGCAGGGCACCCUGCUUCGCAAUGGGCCUGGGAUGCACACGGUGGGUGACAGCAGGUACAACCACUGGUUCGACGGCCUGGCCCUGCUACACAGCUUCACCAUCAGGGACGGCGAGGUCUACUACAGGAGCAAAUACCUGCGAAGCGAUAGCUACAACGCCAACAUGGAGGCGAACAGGAUUGUGGUGUCAGAGUUUGGGACGAUGGCCUACCCAGACCCCUGCAAAAACAUCUUCUCCAAGGCUUUUUCCUACCUGUCCCACACCAUCCCCGAUUUCACAGACAACUGCCUGAUCAACAUCAUGAGGUGCGGGGAAGACUUCUAUGCGACCACAGAGACCAACUACAUGAGGAGAAUUGACCCGCAGACGCUGGAGACCCUGGAGAAGGUGGAUUACCGGAAAUAUGUGGCCAUAAAUCUGGCAACAGCACAUCCCCAUUAUGAUGGGGCUGGAAAUGUUCUCAACAUGGGCACCUCCAUUGUGGACAAGGGGAGGACAAAAUACGUGAUAUUUAAGAUCCCUGCCGCAGUGCCAGAGGCCAAGAGGAAGGGGAAGAGUCCCCUGAAGCACACAGAGGUGUUCUGCUCCAUCCCCUCCCGCUCGCUCCUCUCCCCCAGCUACUACCACAGUUUCGGGGUCACCGAGAACUACGUGGUGUUUCUGGAGCAGCCGUUCCGGUUGGACAUUCUCAAGAUGGCGACCGCGUACAUGCGGGGAGUGAGCUGGGCGUCCUGCAUGGCUUUCCACAGGGAGGACAAGACUCACAUCCACAUCAUCGACCAGAGGACCCGAAAGCCGGUGCACACCAGGUUGUACACGGACGCCAUGGUGGUGUUUCAUCACGUCAAUGCCUACGAGGAGGGCGGCUGCGUUGUGUUCGAUGUCAUCGCCUACGCAGACAGCAGCCUCUACGACCUCUUCUACCUGGCCAACCUGAACCAGGACUUCGAGGAGAACUGCAGGCUCACGUCGGUGCCCACCCUGCGGAGGUUUGCGGUGCCGCUCCACGUGGACGAGAAUGCAGAAGUGGGCUCAAACCUGAUCAAAGUGUCAUCUACAACAGCAACUGCCCUGAAGGAAGGGGACGGCCAAGUGUACUGCCAGCCCGAAUUGCUGUUUGAAGGCUUGGAGCUCCCUCGGAUCAAUUACACUCACAACGGGAAGCCGUAUCGCUAUGUCUUUGCUGCUGGAGUUCAGUGGAGUCCGAUCCCAACCAAGAUACUGAAGUAUGACAUUCUCACUAAGUCAUCCCUAACCUGGGGAGAGGAGAGCUGCUGGCCAGCAGAACCCCUGUUUGUGCCCACACCAGGCGCCAGGGACGAGGACGAUGGAGUUAUCUUAUCGGCCAUUGUCUCUACCGACCCCCAAAAGCUGCCUUUCCUGCUGAUUCUGGACGCUAGGAGCUUCUCGGAGCUGGCUCGCGCCUCUGUUGCCGUGGAGAUGCCCUUGGACCUCCAUGGGUUGUUUAUCCCCGAUGUGGACCAGGCCGCUUCCCAGACACAGCAGGCCCGGGCUUCGGGCUGCCAGGGUCCCCACAGGCCUGAUGGGGCAGCCAUAGAGCUGAGCGUGGUGGCCUGAACCUGUAACCUCAUCACUCGAGAGGCUGAGGCAGGAGGACUGCUACAAGUUUGAGACCAGCCUGGGCUACAUAGUGAGUUCAAUUCCAGCCGUGACAAUACAGCGAGAACCUAUCUCAAAAAAACAAACCAAAACAAAAUGCCACGUAAACCUUGUUGAAAAGUCAAAUAUGUAUUGUUGAGCUCUCACACUUCUAAGAAAGCCUUUUUCCUUUAUUUUAAAGACCUUGAUUGUGAAACAGAAAGUGUAUUCAAUCACAUAUAGUCAUUCUUGGUAGAAACAGCACAGGCAUGCUGGAGAAAAGAUGAACACCUACUUAUCGUUGCUCCUCCUCCCUCUCCCCUCUCCCCUCUCUGGCCCUCCUUUCUGACAGACCCAGGCGUGGGUGCGGAGCUCCAGCUUCCUCUGCUGUGCCCUGUUAGUAAGCUGUGUGGCUGCUUUGUGGCCAUUCCGUGCAAGACGUGGCGUAAAGUGAAAGAAUAAAAACUUUACAGUCUGGUCAGACCUUAUUUUAUUUUUACAUGGCUUCAUCCUCUGAAGUUCUUCUAAGACAGUAAAACAGUGUUGCAGACCUUGACGUCUCCCCGCCAGCAAGAUCACUGGACUGACAGACCGGUGCCCCAGGGAGAGUCCUCGCCUGCUCUCAUCUGUGGGGCCUCAUCUGUGCCUGAGGGGAGAGGAAACUGUCCAGACUGUUUGUGCCACCAGGACAGACCAGGCACUGGGCAGAACAGGAGACCUGUUCUGAGGGCUGCCAGCAAGGUGGCUAUGGGGACGGACGGACGGACGGACGGAGGAAGCUGGCAACAAACCCACCCACUGGGCUUCCGCGUGAUUGCUGGGUGCCCAUGGCGUCUGGGUGUCACCUUCCCGGUCCUCGGGCGGUGCGGUGGGGGGUGGGGGUCGCACUAAAUCCCCGCAGUCACAGUGGAAAUUCAGUAACGCGUCUCCAGGAUGGCAUAAAUCUCCAGCGGUGGUGAAUAAGAUACCACAGAGUGCAGACGUGCCCAGGGUGGCCUUGGCUUUUGCCCACAACCACCAUGAAGCCAUACUGGGCUUCCGCUGCAGUGUAGGAUCCACUAGGCCAGAGAGUUGUUUGUUUUCUACUUGAAAUUCUCUUUAAGAUCAUUGCACACGCGUGUACAGGUCCAAGAACUCUAGGGAGAUCCCAAGGCACCUUUCCAGUCUUCCCUAGGGCUAACAUUUUGCAAAACCAUAGAGUACGAUAUCACAGCCGGGAUGUUGACAUUGACCCCACCCACCCACUAGCCUAAUUCAGAUUUUCCCAGUUUUACUUGUUCUCUUUUGUGCAUGCAAGACAAAAAAAAUUUUUUUUUUCUUAACUCACAGAAAAUUUUUGGAAUGUAUAAAAUUGGUAGGUUCCAGUAUUCACCACCACAGUUCAUCAGCCCUGGGGUCCCUCGAGUUGCUUUCUAAUCAUUACACCCACCUUUCUCUAACUCCCUAACCCAUUCUCGCCAUCAUAAUGCCAAUUGU